CCAGAGAGGCUUGUCCUGCAGCAGCCUGCGUUCACACGGCUCCUCUGCCAGAAAGACGAUGUGUGUGUCGAGCUAAUUGAGACGAGGCGUCGGACAGAGCAGUGAUUCAGAGAGACUCGUAGACACCGCACCGCUGACCCGAGCUAAAGGGACGGUCUUGUUUGGUAUCUACAGUUAUCCUACAGCGUAGUUAGCACUGUUGCUAAACGGCUAAACCGCCAUCGUAUUUUGAGGUUGCUUUGUAGACACAGCGACUAGCCGCAGACAGCAGCGCAGAGGAAAUGAAGGACAAACAAAAGAGAAAGAAGGAGCGGACCUGGGCUGAGGCGGCUCGUAUGGUUUUAGAGAACUUUUCAGAUGCACCCAUGACUCCCAAACAAAUCCUGCAUGUCAUCCAGACCAAGGGGCUGAAGGAAAUGCGGAGUGGAACAGCUCCUUUGGCCUGUCUGGUCACCAUGCUGCACUCCCAAGUGAGAGGAGAUCGAGUGAAGAACAGCAUCUUCUUCAAGCUGCCUGGACGAAUGAGCCUUUUUACUCUCAAGAAGAACGCCCUCCAGUGGACAAAGGCAACCUCAGAGUCAGAGACACCAUCAGAGCCAGCUGGCGCCACAACACCCCCAGCUUCAAGCAGCAGCGCCCCGGCGGCAGGCUCGGCCGUUGCCCCGGUCGGCCCCACGGAGGCCACGGAGCAGGAGAGCUGCGACUCCACUGAGACUACUGCUGCUGCCAGUGUAGACAAUGAUGCUUCGGUUGAUGAGAGUUCUUCCAGUGCCUCCUGCUCUGUGGAGCUGCAGGCUCCCAGCAGCCAGCCUCAGACCCGCCUCAGCCGGUCAGCAGGACAGCAGGGCCGCACCGACACGCAGCAGACCCAGCACGCCCAGACCAGACUGAGCCGCUCAAGACAGUCAGGGAGGCAGAGGAAGAAAGCCGUCAUGAUGCCUCGUGUCGUCCUCACCCCUCUUAAGGUGAAUGGAGAACAUGUUCCCUCAGGACCCAUGAAGCGGAGUCGGGGAGGGGUGGAUGUAGAUUUUGAAACGCCAGGCUCCAUCCUGGUCAACACCAACAUCAGAGCCCUGAUCAAUGUGCGGACGUUCUCGGCCUUCCCCACACACUCCCAACAGCAGCUGCUGCAGCUGCUGCCUGAGGUGGACCGACAGAUUGGACCUGAUGGUAUGGCCAGACUGAGCAGUUCAGCUCUCAACAAUGAAUUCUUCACCCAUGCCUCCCAGAGCUGGAAGGAGAGGCUGGCAGAGGGUGAGUUCACCCAUGAGAUGCAAGUGCGUUUCCGACAGGAAAUGGAGAAAGAGAAGAAGGUAGAGGCGUGGAAGGAGAAGUUUUUUGAAGAGUACCAUGGGCAAAAGUCUGGCCUAACACGAGAAGAGUCCCUGAAGCUUACUAUGAGUGAAGCCACUGAAGUUGCAGCCAGUGUUCUGGACAGUGAUGUGACUGUGGUGGCAAGGGGCGCCCCCAAAAGACGCAGCGUGGGUCGGCGAAGGCGAGAUGGUAGGAUGAGGAGACGCACUCGGGCUGACCUGCGUCGCAGGGCCCGCCGGACCCUCUGCAAGACUGCUCCGGCCCUGCCGUCGGCAGAAGCAGCUGAGGCCAGUACUGCUGUGGAUAUUUCAGCUGUUUCUGUUGGCUCUCCCAUGUCUGAUAACACAGUGGUUCAGGGAGAGGUGGUACUGCAGACGGACUGUGGGGUGGAGCUCCCGGAUGAGAGUGCUUCCACGGAGCCCAAACCCUCUCCCAUUCCAGAGCCAGUCACAUUGCCAGCCCCCACACCUGCUCCAACUCCUAGCCCCAGCCCCAGCCCAGCCUCAACCAGUGCAAAUGAAGAGCAUGAAGUUGCUGCUCGCCUGCUCCCCGAAGAGACUGCACCUGUACUGGCUUCCACAACUUCUCCAUCCUCCUCUUCCUCCUCUUCUUCAUCUGCCUCUUCACCUGCCUCUUCACCUUCCUCACCUUCUGAUAGACAGGGCGCUUUUGUUGGAGGCCUGGACUCUUCUUCAUCCUCCUCAGCAUCCUCCAGCGCCGCAGUUGCUGCAGAUCCACUGGAUGACACUGCUUCUGUGAUCACCUCCAUCACAGGGGGAACUGCCACCAGCAGUCGUGAGAGCAGCCCAUCAGUUAGCCCAGCUGCCACCCCUCUGCCCAGUGCCCAGCUGAAAGAGCAGAAGAGAAGGCCUGAUGAGACCGAAGCCUUUUCUAGCUUCCCCGAAAAGAGGCCACGGCUCGACGAUCGUCAGUCCUUUCGUACCACAAUUGACAGUGUCUGUUCAGAAAAGCCGCAGCCGACAACAGAAGAACCCAAGGUGCCACCUAUCCGGAUUCAACUGUCCAGAAUCAAACCUCCCUGGGUCAAAGGGCACUCCACCUACCACAUCUGUCCCCGGAUCGUGCCGCCCGGCGAGGGCUCGCGCAGGUCGGGGACAGGGGGUGCGCGCACCUUGGCGGACAUCAAAGCCCGUGCACAACAAGCCCGUGCACAGCGCGAGGCCGCUGCUGCUGUUGCAGCCUCUGCCGACGGGACAGGGCCGGCCGGGGUCAGGCUGCGGCCUGGUGUUGGGCUACCGGAUAGCAGCAAUGGAAGACGAGCGCGAGAGCAUCCAGGACCUAUCGAGCCCGGAGGAGGAGGAGGAGGAGGAGGAGGAGGAGGAAGUGAAAAUGGAAAUGGAACAAGGGGAGGUAGCGGGAUGGAGGAGCAGGGAUCGUCUUCAGGCACUAAUUCGUCUGGAACACAACUACAGCUUCUUAAUGUAGAGCCUACAUCUGAGCCUUCCCCUUCAUUGUCCACUACCUCAACCUCCAUGUCCUUGGAGCCACCACAGACCCCAAGUCCUCAGCGAGAAGAAGCAUCUGUGGGGGCAGAUGGAGAGGAAACUGAAGCAACAACAGCCAGUGUCCAGAGCUCGUCCAAUGGGCUCACAGAUGGGGCUGCCUCUCUUUCUUCAGAGCCUGAUGUGUCUGAGUCACCAGCCAUGCAGUCAGCUAGCCAAAACCAGGUGACUGAAUCUGGUGCCAGUACCCCCUCAGAGAGGGCAGACCAGGGUUGUGAAAAACCUUCAUUGGCCCAAACCUCAAUCCCAGAUUCCCUUCCCAGGUUUGGGGCUCAGGGUGUGGAUGUUAUUCAGACACUGGCCAAUUCUUGUCAGGCCAAAGAGCAGGAGCAUGGGAAGGAGGCUGGACUUGGUGGUGUUAUCCAGCAUGGUUCACACCAUGUUGACCUCCAGGAGGCAUUCUGCCAUACAGCCACUGAGAGACAGCAAACAAAUGCAUCUUCACCCCAACAUGUGGACGAUUCUGGCGCAGAGAAGGAUGAGGCUGGCACAUAUAGCGACUCAACAGAAACUGCUUCAGACUGCGAGAACGACAGCCAGGAGGAUGAGCAGCAGCAGCAGCCUGGCCGGGAAUGGAGCCUUCAAUUGAGCACCCAGAGAAAUGGCCAACUUGUGAUUUGUAGCCCUCCUCCUCAGAACCAACAACCGGUAAUCCAGUCCCAUGUGUCUAGCCGCCAAGGUCAGACCGUCAUUCAGCCUUGCUUCCCCAGUGGUAUGACUCAGCUAACACACAGCCGUAUCCAUUCACAGGACCCCCAUGCUCUCUCUACAGCCCUGCCACAGGGGCUAAGGGACACAAAUGUUGUUGUCAAAACAGAGCCUGGAGUUGACUGUAGAGCCUCCAGACAGAGCUCUGAAGAGGAGUGUCGUGGAGCCUUGAAGUCCACUGUCCCUCUAUCAAAUGCUGCAACUGCUUCCAAAAGACUGGCAAGUUCAGUCAGACCUGUGUCCAGUGUGGAGGCCAACAACCCUUUGGUCACUCAGUUACUUCAGGGCAGCCUGCCUCUGGAGAAAGUUCUACCCUUGCACUCUGCCAACAGACUGGAGAUAAGCCGAUUACCAGGACCCCUACCCAGACCACCACCAGCAAGAACUCCAGGGACUCGUAACAGGCCUGAGGUCUCAGUCAAAUCCCCAAGCCCAGAACUGACUACGAUCCAGAUCCAUAAGUCCCCAACAUCCCGCCCAGUUUCUUGUCUGAUGGAGGCCCCAGCUGUACCACAGUACCAGUCCCCCCAGGCCCCUGGAGCUGUCCCAGUCAUCACCCCUCUGCCACCCUCCUCCUCCAGAAGUAAGCAAGACCUCAUCGCUGCAACUGCUGUGGAGCCUGCAGUUAUUAAAGAGUCUCAUGGCCAGCAGCCUUCCCAGGGAGCCACUCCAGAUAGGCCUCAAUCAGCCCAUCGGACCAUGUGCAAUGGCCCCUCGCCUCCUCAUGCAGACCCCUGUCCCACAGAGGUAGUACCUUCUAUUAAGAUUAACUGGCGCCCCCCACAAUCUCAGCUCCCCCACCCUCACCAGCAACAGCUGUCACCUGCACCCACUGUAAAGAAUGAAAUUGGUGCACGGCCCUCUUGUCAAGCUAUUGCCAAAUCCUCACUCACUGUACCCCUAAGUGUUACCAAAAAGGAACCUGGGAACUCUGUCGAUGGCUACCUAAGUGGCGGGGCAAUGGAGGGGCUCCUCAACAUGGAGAUGAAUUUGGUCAGGCUGGCUAAGAAAGAACACAGCAAAGCUCCCUACUCCUCUGGCUCCCCCUCUUCAUCCUGCUCUCCCUCACCCUCCUCUGCUUCCUCCAUUCCCUUCCAACUGUAUGGGAAGCUCCCCAAGCAGGGUGGAGGUGUUGGAGGAGUAAGCUACACAGCAAAUGUCUCAGUGAUGGACAACAGCAGUUUCUCCCGAAGUAUGGCGGACGGUGUGCUGCAGCUGCACCCCCGCUUGGCUUCCAGCCAGACUACCCUCAGUAUUCAGGCCUUUACUGACAGUACGGCAGAGGAGGUGGCACUCAAGUGCUCGUGCCGCCUCAAAGCCAUGAUCAUGUGCCAAGGCUGUGGUGCCUUCUGCCAUGAUGAUUGCAUUGGGCCCUCCAAACUGUGUGUGUCAUGUCUGGUGGUCAGAUAGUAUGUUGAAGUUUCAGUGCACUGUAGAACUGCUAUUUGUAUAGUGUGAGCAGCAGGGCCGAGGAUUUCAGCGUGUACAGAGGCCUGAUGAGGGUCGAGAACACAGUCAACAUUUGCCUUGUAAAAUAUGGUUGAUCCGUAUCUUUUGUUGUUGCAGAUUUCCAGUUUUUGUUUUUUGAGCUGUACUGAUAUUAUUAUUAUUAUUAUUAUUAUUAUUAUUAUUAUUAUUACUAUUGUGAAUUUGGGGCAUGAUUGAUUGUAAAUUGUGCCUUUUUUGGUUUUGUUUUGUUUUUUUCUCCUCAAAAACAUUUACCUCAUCAUAUCUUGCUCCACCUGUUAUCAUUUGGUGGCCAUCAUUGUUUGGUCCCCUGGUUUCUCAGUAAACAGGGAAUUACUGUUGUCUCUGCGCAAAGAAGUAUUUUUUUAACCAUUAAAAUGAGUAAAUGACAUUGUAUCACCA
Molecule: messenger RNA, 5414 nt
Organism: Archocentrus centrarchus (flier cichlid)
Lineage: Eukaryota; Metazoa; Chordata; Actinopteri; Cichliformes; Cichlidae
Gene: asxl1
Product: ASXL transcriptional regulator 1
Exons: 11
Coding region: 282-4955 (1557 amino acids)
Biological process (GO): animal organ morphogenesis; positive regulation of transcription by RNA polymerase II
Cellular component (GO): PR-DUB complex
Molecular function (GO): peroxisome proliferator activated receptor binding; DNA binding; chromatin binding
Source: RefSeq, a predicted model, not a curated record